Molecule: messenger RNA, 981 nt
Organism: Trichoplax adhaerens
Lineage: Eukaryota; Metazoa; Placozoa; Uniplacotomia; Trichoplacea; Trichoplacidae
Exons: 1
Coding region: 1-981 (326 amino acids)
Biological process (GO): G protein-coupled receptor signaling pathway, coupled to cyclic nucleotide second messenger; chemical synaptic transmission
Cellular component (GO): membrane; dendrite
Molecular function (GO): neurotransmitter receptor activity; G protein-coupled serotonin receptor activity
Source: RefSeq, a predicted model, not a curated record
AUGAAUGAUAUAAAACCGACUUCACCGCUAGUUGCAGUUAGUAAUUAUACCAUCAAUUCUACAAUCUAUAUAUCACUCUUGCCCGAUAGUAAUAUUUAUGCUAUCAUUACUGGUUUAACUCUCUUAACCAAUGUUAGCAUGUUAUGUCUCGUCAUUAAAGAACGAAAACUACAUACCAUGUCGAAUUGGAUAUUAGCAAGUAUGUUUUGUGCAGGCAUUGCUUUUGCAAUUGCUUAUUUAUUACCUCGUUGGGUAAUAUUCUUCAAGUGGAACCUGUAUCAUUCCUUUGCGUGCUUAAUUUUACCCAUGACUGGCUCAGGGUUAAUCAUUAAUUUCAAUUUGCACUUGGCGUUAGUAAGUUUAGAUCGCUAUUUCUGUUUUACUUCGCCCUUUACGUAUCAAAGACCACAAUCACGUGUUAUAGCCAAGUUAGCCAUAGCUUCUGUCUGGGUUUUAAGUUCUUUCACAGCUUACAUACCACUCUUUACUUUCCUUAUUCCAUCACCAGGAAAAUGUGCAGCCCAACAACGUAGUGAAAUCUAUUAUAAUUAUUUAUGUACAGUCUUUGUCAUCCUCUUUUUCUUGCCUUUAGCUGUUUUAAUCGUUACUUAUUCAAGAAUAUUAUGGAUUGUUAAUAAUCAUACCCAAAGACGCCAAGAAGGCAUCGUACGCUCAAAUUCAGUGACGAUUUCCGCAUUUCACCGUAAUCUUCGAGCGAUCAAAUAUAUGAUAGCUUUAAUCGGUUUAUUUAUUCUCUUUUGGUUACCUUACAUCAUCCUCUUCCUAGUUUACUAUGCAACAUCCAUUGCCAGUGUUCACACAUUAAUACUUAUUCGCAAUUUUCAAUACUUGGCCUUUUCCUAUCCAGCUGUCAACCCAAUCUUGUAUGUUUAUUUCACACCAUGUAUGCGCCAUGUUAUGAAAAAAAAGUUAUCUAGGUCAAUUCAAUCUAUAGCUCAAAUAUUAUCCAACAUAGCAUAA